AUUUGCGUAAGCAGGAGGGAGCGAACAAGAGGCUGUUACAGUCAUAGAAGUCGGAUACGUACACGACUCCGAUUUCAAAAAAUCAAAUCUCUCGGCGAAGAAUCUCGAAUUGCGAUUGCAAACUAUGGCUUCAUGUGGCCUCUGGACGCCGCCGUCUUUCUCUCCCCGCCGGAGACUCUCUAACUUCUCUUCCACUCGCCGGCCUCCAUUCUCGGUGAUCAGAUUCGACAAAGAGCGCGUCUCACGAAGAGUCUUCUGCAGCUACAGCCAGGAGAACAACAAUAAGGAUCGGCCUCAAUCUUCCGGAAUUCAAGUCUACGGCGAGAUCGAGAGGUUGCUAACAGAGACUGUCAAGCAAUCUCAAAGUAGCUCCGCUGGAUCCGCCGACUGGUCAGAAGUCGAGGGAGCUUGGGUGCUCAGACCUAGAAACUCGAAUCCAAAGAUGGUUGCUCAUUUCAUUGGUGGCAUAUUCGUUGGUGCAGCACCUCAGCUUACCUAUCGACUGUUUCUUGAGAGAUUAGCUGAGAAGGAUGUUUUGGUUAUUGCCACACCAUAUGCUAGUGGUUUUGACCAUUUCGCUAUUGCCGAUGAAGUUCAAUUUAAGUUUGAUAGAUGCUGCCGAUCUCUACAUGAAUCUGUGCAGGAUCUUCCAUCUUUUGGGAUCGGUCAUUCUUUGGGAUCCCUCAUUCACCUUCUCAUUGGUAACUAUUGUGAAUCUUUAAAAACUGAUUCAGCUCUCAUUAGUUUUUUUUUUUUAUCGAGUUGGUUUGCUUGUAAUUUAGGAUCAAGGUAUGCUGUUCAGCGAAAUGGGAAUGUUUUUAUGGCAUUCAACAACAAGGAAGCGAGCUUAGCUAUUCCUUUGUUCUCCCCAGUUCUCGUCCCCAUGGCUCAAAGCCUUGGACCAUUGUUAUCACAAGUAGCAACAUCCCCAACAGUCCGCCUUGGGGCAGAGAUGACCCGAAAGCAAUUAGAAACUCUCAGCCCUCCCAUCAUGAAGCAAAUUCUACCACUAGUGGAACAGCUCCCUCCCCUGUACAUGGACUUGGUGAAAGGAAGAGAAGAUUUUAUUCCAAAACCAGAAGAAACAAGACGCCUUAUAAGAUCCUACUAUGGAAUCUCAAGGAAUCUGUUGAUAAAGUUCGAGGAUGAUUCAAUAGAUGAAACACCAAUCCUAGCUCAGGUGCUUGGCGUGGAAUCAUCCAUAAGCUCAAAGCUAGACAUGUCUAUCCGUACUCUUCCAGGGGAUCACGGUCUUCCUCUGCAACAGUCCCUCCCAGAUGUCCCACCAGCAAUGGCUGACGCUGUGAAUCGAGGAAGUGAGUUCUUGGCGAAUAUGGCUGUUGGAACACCGUGGGAGUCUGUGGCUAAAGAGGUUGGAGGUACGCUCGGAAUGGACUCGAAGAUUCUUCGUGCAUACACGUCCAAAGAUCUUGCUCAGCUCGUCGAUGCAACCACAUCUUGGAUGGCUUCAAAUAUGGGUCCAAAACUUCUGAGAUCAUAGUGUUGUUUACACAUGUACACAAAGUAAUCUAAUAAUACAGGUAAAUGUAUAAAUUGAAGUGGACGAAUGAUCAUUUGCUUAUAUAUGUAUUAUUAUAACUUGUUUGUAGACAUCAUUACAUAUAUUUAGCACUCUAGAAUGCA
Molecule: messenger RNA, 1644 nt
Organism: Brassica napus (rape)
Lineage: Eukaryota; Viridiplantae; Streptophyta; Magnoliopsida; Brassicales; Brassicaceae
Exons: 9
Coding region: 125-1501 (458 amino acids)
Source: RefSeq, a predicted model, not a curated record